Molecule: messenger RNA, 1325 nt
Organism: Myxocyprinus asiaticus (Chinese sucker)
Lineage: Eukaryota; Metazoa; Chordata; Actinopteri; Cypriniformes; Catostomidae
Product: interferon a3-like
Exons: 6
Coding region: 17-676 (219 amino acids)
Biological process (GO): defense response; response to exogenous dsRNA
Cellular component (GO): extracellular region
Molecular function (GO): cytokine receptor binding
Source: RefSeq, a predicted model, not a curated record
AGUGCGGUGAAAUCCAAUGAGAGUGAGGUUAUGUCAACACGUUGCAUUACAAAGCGCAACGCUCUACGUCACACGUUAUUUAAACAGAAAGUGUUUUCUAUCCGUUGCCAAACCUGCUGUGACACCCGGACGAGUUUUCCCCUUCUUCAGCGACCUUGAAAUACUUUGGAAUAAGAGUCAAUGCAAUGCCUGCGAGUGUCUCAGCCGGUACAGGAUGAUAAGCUCGGAGUCUCUGACCCUGCUGUCGCAAAUGGGUGCAGAACAUCGUGGAGAAAAUGUGCGAUUUCCCGGGCCCCUGUACACAUUGAUUGGCAAGGCUACGGUGGAAGACCAGGUGAGGUUUCUUGCCUUGACCUUAGAACAAAUCAUCCAACUCAUGGAUGCCAGAGAGCACAUGAAUUCAGUGAAAUGGAACCACAAGACCAUUGAUCAUUUUCUAAGUGUCCUGCACAGGCAGUCAUCUGAACUAAAAGAAUGUGUGGCUCAAUACCAUAAGUCAUCACACAAGAAGGCUUAUGAGAUAAGAAUAAAAAGGCACUUCAGGGAUUUAAUGAAAAUUCUAAAGAAAAAGGAAUACAGUGCUCAGGGAUGGGAACAGAUCCGGAGAGCUGUGAGAAGUCACCUUAAUAGGAUGGACAUCAUUGCAAGCCAUGCAAAGACCCUGCUGAGAUAUUAAAAGACAGAACUGGGGACAGAAGGAAAGAACUGCUUGACUUUGUGACAUAUUCCAUAAACUGAAGAAGAAUUCUGGACAAACAAAGACUUAUGACAAAAAAAAAAAAAAAAAAACAAACAAACAAAAAAAAAUAAUAAUUAUUAAUAGAUGUUGUUUAUCUAAUUAUCUCGCUUUUGUAUUUAAUUUCAAUGAACGUAGCACUAAUUUGUGCAGGAUUGUAACAAAGUUUACCUUACGUGUUCUUUAUGAAAACUUGAAAAAAAUCAAAUGAAACAAGCUGGUUAUGUUUCUCACACAUAUCUGACCAAUUAACAAACUGAAACCUAUUUAUUUUGUCUUUUGAUGAGGGUUGUUCUUUGUGCAACACUCAGAUGAAGUUAUUAACUUGUUCACUUCUUCUUGAAGAAAAAGCACAGCACUUUGGAUAAAGUAUUCAUUACAUUUCAUUUAGUCAGCAACUCAGCUAUACACAUGAUUAUCAGGUAUAUUUGAGAUAUUUUAUUUAGGUCCACAUAUUUAUAAAUUUUUUAUUGUUCUGUGUUAUUUAAAUGUGUUCAUUUAUUUAUUUAUUUGCUGUAAAAGUUUUAAAAUGAAAAAAUGUUUUAUACUAUUUAUAAGAUGAAGAAAUAAAUAUUAUUUAUUGAAACUA